AUGUGCGGCAUUCACGCCGUCAUCUCAUCCAACGCCGGUGAUUGCAUAUCUCCUGGACUAGAGCGAUGUCUUAUCAACCGAGGACCAGACCACACAGGGACCGUACAGGCUCAGCUCGACGGGAACGAGCCCGAUCAAGCUGGCCUUUUCUUGACCUUUACGUCGACUGUAUUGUCGCUACGAGGAGAUCACGUUGCCAAACAACCCCUUACCGACCCUGCCUCGGGUUCUAUCCUCUGCUGGAAUGGAGAGGCUUGGGGGCUCCGAGGAGAACCGGUUCAAGGCAAUGACGGCGAAGCAGUCCUCGCCCUGUUAGCUGAGGCAAGCCGUAGUGCGGCACACACGCCAGGCCAGAUUCUCGAUGUCUUGCGAGCCAUCGAAGGGCCUUUCUCUUUUAUCUACCUGGACAAACCGGCGAAGCGGCUCUACUAUGGGCGUGACCGCCUGGGCCGUCGGUCACUGCUCAUCAAAGAGGGGCUGCCAUUUGCCCUUUCGAGCAUCGCUGAGACGCCCGUCGAAGGAUGGAGCGAGGUCGAGGCUGAUGGAUGCUAUACUCUGGAGCUGGGAGAGGUCGCAGCCGGCGGAAUGGUGCCCCUGCGACAUGACUGGACACCAGACACAUCCAUGGUCUCGAGCAUCGGCGUCUUCAACGAAGAGGUCCCUCAGCAAGCUACCAGACUUGUUCCGGAUUCAGUAUCCGUGCAGGAUCUGCAUUCGCAUCUCGUCGAGUCGCUCAAGCUUCGAGUUCUAGACGUGCCGCUGCCACCAAAGGCCUCUCAUACUGAUGCAAGAGUUGCGGUGCUGUUCUCGGGAGGGCUCGACUGCACCGUGCUUGCACGGCUUGCGCAUGAUCUUAUCCCCCUUGACCAGUCUAUUGACUUGAUCAAUGUGGCGUUUGAGAACCCCAGAAUAGCUGCCCAGUUCCCGGGAUGUUCUCGGGAUGAUCUCUAUGAGAAGUGCCCUGACCGGUUGACGGGACGGAGUGCUUUCGCAGAGCUCAGCCGAGUCUGUCCCGAGAGGAACUGGCGAUUUGUGGCAGCGAACGUGCCAUAUACAGAAAAUCUCGAGCACAGAGCCGAUAUUAUUAGGCUCAUAUACCCACACAAUACAGAGAUGGACCUCUCGAUUGCGUGCGCGCUGUAUUUUGCCGCCAGAGGACAGGGACUAAGCGAAACGAUAGGCGAGCCAACGCCACAACAGUACAGCACAACCGCGCGCGUAUUGCUAUCCGGACUGGGCGCCGACGAGCUGUUUGGUGGAUAUGGCCGUCAUGGCGUAGCGUACACGCAGCGCGGCUACUCGGGGCUUGUCCAGGAGCUGAAACUGGACGUGGGCCGGCUGGGAAAGCGAAAUCUCGGACGUGAUGACCGGGUCAUGGCGCACUGGGGCCGAGAAGUGAGGUUCCCGUACUUGGACGAGCGAUUUGUCAAGUGGGCGAUCGAAUGUCCCGUAUGGGAGAAGUGCGACUUUGAGAACAGCAGCGACGAGGGAUCUCUGGAUGCAGAGAAACGAGUGCUGCGACUGGUAGCCCAGUCUCUUGGCAUGAGCACGGUUGCGCGGGAGAAGAAGAGGGCGAUACAAUUCGGGGCUCGGACGGCCAAGAUGGAGAGUAGCAAGGUCAAGGGGACGACGCUGUUGUCUACGUGA
Messenger RNA from Fusarium keratoplasticum, 1647 nucleotides. Its product is annotated as Glutamine amidotransferase type-2 domain-containing protein. The coding region runs from base 1 to 1647 and encodes 548 amino acids. The transcript is spliced from 4 exons. The record is from RefSeq and is a predicted model, not a curated record. Gene Ontology annotation, molecular function: asparagine synthase (glutamine-hydrolyzing) activity. NCBI's taxonomy places the organism in Eukaryota, Fungi, Ascomycota, Sordariomycetes, Hypocreales, Nectriaceae.